AUGAGAUGUCUUACUUGUAGACAACGGAAGAAAAAGUGUGACGAGUUGCUGUACCCUGUUUGUCAAAACUGCUUAGGGAAGAACUUAGAAUGUCGAUGGUCCCGUCAAAUACUUGAUUUGCAUAAUAAGUUGAAACAGGUUAAGUAUGUUGGUAAGAGUAAGAGUCCACUUCCAAUUGAACAUAUGACCAAAGAGAAACAAAAUAUAUCACCAAGUAUUUCCACCAAGACUGCUUCGGAAAUACUAAGUUAUACAACUACACCAUCUACUUCAUCUGUUCUGACGCCUAUUGUAGCUACUUUGGACGAAGAUCUAAUGCCAACCUAUUCCAAUAUUACCUACUCCAAUAUUUCCUCUGGGUAUCUCUGGGAUGACAUAGACAGUUCACAAGCGCUACUGGCACCAAGUUUAAUUGAAUAUUCCAAUUCACCUAUUGGUGAAAGUCUACGGCAAAGUUCGAUUCAAGUAGUCAAACCACAAUAUGAGUCAACAAAGAGGAAGAAGCCUUCAAGAAUAAUAGACAAGAUUGCAUAUCAGGAAGACGUGACGAAUGAAGGGAACGCACCUUUAGAAUAG
Lizanozyma spartinae is the source of this 576-nucleotide messenger RNA. RefSeq names its product Zcf4p (gene ZCF4). The transcript has 2 exons. NCBI's taxonomy places the organism in Eukaryota, Fungi, Ascomycota, Pichiomycetes, Serinales, Debaryomycetaceae. The record is from RefSeq and is a predicted model, not a curated record. Bases 1 to 576 code for a protein of 191 amino acids. Gene Ontology annotation, molecular function: zinc ion binding; DNA-binding transcription factor activity, RNA polymerase II-specific. Gene Ontology annotation, biological process: regulation of DNA-templated transcription.